Molecule: messenger RNA, 2209 nt
Organism: Synchiropus splendidus (mandarinfish)
Lineage: Eukaryota; Metazoa; Chordata; Actinopteri; Syngnathiformes; Callionymidae
Gene: kcnn4
Product: potassium intermediate/small conductance calcium-activated channel, subfamily N, member 4
Exons: 9
Coding region: 358-1770 (470 amino acids)
Biological process (GO): potassium ion transmembrane transport
Cellular component (GO): plasma membrane; neuronal cell body; neuron projection
Molecular function (GO): small conductance calcium-activated potassium channel activity; calmodulin binding; intermediate conductance calcium-activated potassium channel activity
Source: RefSeq, a predicted model, not a curated record
AUCGCCAGGUGUCGCUAUUGAACUGGUGUUGGACUCGAGGACGCCUUUUUUAUUUUCUCAAAUCUACCGAUUCGUAACAUCUGUUUACAACCAAACCAUUGCAGAUUCUCCACUGACUAUGAGGUGACCAAAUUACGACAUGAAAAAAUAAAGUUGGAAAGACGGCGCGGUGACGCACACAAGAGCACGUGCGCAGUGUAAACGGAUCCGGCGUAAAGACGCGACUGCGGUCGGUGGGAGUCUAAGUGGGAUCCGAGCAGCAGUGGGGACCAUGUGUUCACCAGGCCGGGAGCAAAGCAGAGAGGCGAGCGGACAGACGGAGCUGCGGUGAUCGCGCAGUCGUGGAGGGGGAAGAACAUGCUCAACAGCUCCAAGAUGAACUGCGUCAACUGCGAGGGCUUGAUCAACCGCAGCGUAGCGGACUCGACGCAAGUGUCAGUGCCGCUGUCGUUUCCCGGGAAGCGGAUGGCUCAGAUGGAAGGAGAGGGCUUGUACAGACUGAGAGACAGGAAGCUUUUACUGGAGGACAAGAAGCGUCUGUGCGCGCUGGCGAUGGGCGCUGCGCUGCUGGGAAUCCUGCUCAUGAUCAUCCACGCGGAGAUAUGCCCUUUUCUUAACACCCCGGGCUCAAACGUCGGCCUCAUCCUCAACUGCUGCAUCAGCCUGUCCACUGGGUGUCUGCUCUUGCUCAUCAUUGCCUUCCAUUACAAAGACAUCAGGUUGUUCAUCAUGGAUCACAACCAGCUGGACUGGCGUAUUGCGAUGACCAGCCAGAGGAUUUUCGUCAUCUCCCUGGAGCUGAUGGUGUGUUCCAUCCACCCCGUCGGCACGUAUUGGCAGUGGGGACUCCACACCAACUCCUCCUCCUCCUCGGCGCCGCUGUGCGAUCACCUGUCUCACAGAGGGACCCUGACUGACGUGGAGCUGCUCCUCUCAGUGCUGAUGUUCCUGCGCCUGUACCUGGUGCACCGCGCCGUCCUGCUGCACAGCAAAGUGCUCCUCAGCGCCUCCUACAGGAGCAUCGGAUCGCUCAACAACAUCAACUUCACUUCCCGCUUCGUUCUCAAGGUGUUGAUGAACAAAUACCCGACCCGCACGCUGCUGGGCUUCAUCCUGCUCUUCUGGCUGACGGCGUCCUGGAUGCUCACACUGUGCGAGAGGCAGACAACGCAGCCGACCGGCAGGAUUGAAACCGCACUGUGGCUCAUCGCCAUCACUUUCCUGACGGUGGGCUAUGGGGACGUGUCACCUCAUACCAGUUGUGGCAAGACGGUGUGUCUCUUCACUGGAGUCAUGGGUGUAGCGUGCACCGCCAUGCUAGUCGCCGUCGUCACCAAGAAACUGGCGUUGAACAAAGGAGAGAAGCAUGUGCACUUCUUCAUGCUGGACAUCCAAGUCUCAAAAGGGAUCCGCCACGCUGCUGCUAACGUGCUGAGGGAGUGCUGGCUGCUACACCGAUCUAAUCUGGUGAAAGGUAACGGCGGCGAGCACCGGCGACACCAGCGCUGCCUUCUGGAAGCCAUCAGAGUGUUUCGACAUUUACGCCUCAAACAGAGAAAAUUGAGAGAUUACGUCAGUGAAAUGGUGGACCUGCCGAAGAUGCAGAUGAUCAUGUGCGACCUGAGCGCUAACUGGAACAACUCUUAUCGGGAGCUGGAGCAGCGAAUCAUCUCCAUGGAGCAGAAGCUUGAAGAGUUGAGUCACUGCUUCCAGCGAACGUCAGAACUGCUGUCUCACGUCCUGCAUCCCCAGAACCCUGAGAUCAGGUGACAAGGAUAAAAAAAAAGCUUCAGUGAAGUCAUCAGGACAAUGAGAAAGAGACUUUGUCUGCUGAGUGGAACCACGGGGGCAGAAGAUCUGUCCAACAUUAGGGGUGUUUAUAUGCAAUAUCCUGAAAGAAAUGUGCCUUUGUUUGCUGUAUAUAGUAAAACUGCCUUAUUCCUGUGGAAUAAGAAACACAGAUGAUCUAACUGGAAAACAAAUAAACCAGAGGAAGCACACUACAGUGCAAAAGUCUUUAUUUUCAAAUACAUUGGGUGCUAACAAAGAUACAAGUCAGAAUUUGAAGCAGGAAUUGUUACUGAUGGGCUGAUGAGGCUUCAUGAAGCAGCGUCCUCAAUUUCAGUCUUCAGUAGGUGGCGCUCUCGGUUUGAAAACAGAUACGAUUUUAUUGAAAUGAGCAAAUAGCAAAUCCAAAAAUGUAUGAUCA